Molecule: messenger RNA, 1625 nt
Organism: Cuscuta epithymum
Lineage: Eukaryota; Viridiplantae; Streptophyta; Magnoliopsida; Solanales; Convolvulaceae
Source: the annotation of a GenBank genome assembly
UUUGAAUACCAACAAAUUUCUUCAACUCCCCCUAAUUGUAAAGGCCAUCUGGAAUGCAUGUAUUUAUCUUUUCUUACGGCUUUAAAUAUCUCAUAGCAAUGAAUUAAGAUCAUCUUCAAGCUUUUGUCUUUCUGGAAUAUAUAAUGAAAUGGAAAGCGGAUUAGAUACGAGAUUAUUAAUAUGAUGUUAUUAUUGAUGCAGGAUUUCUCAUUAAUUCAGACCAAUAAAAAAUGAGGAGGAAUCCCCUGAAAAAUUCUAAAAGUUCUGUGAAUGAGGCAGGGACUUCUAGUCGAUAUGAUGAUUCAGCCAUUUCUUCCAUUGCGAGAAGCAUUUCUAUGAGAUCAGGGGUGAGCAAGAAAAAAAUGAUAGCUGAAGACAUUCUUCGGUUUGGAGAGAUGAGAGUUGCAGCAGAACUAUUCACAUUUCACGAACUGGCCAAAGCAACAGACAACUUCAACCCGGAGUUGCUGGUGGGAGAAGGAGGGUUUGGGAGGGUAUACAAAGGACAUAUAAGAAGAACUAAUCAAAUUGUCGCAGUAAAGCAGCUGGACAGGAACGGAAUUCAUGGAAAUAGGGAAUUCCUAGCUGAGCUCUUGACUUUAAGUCUUGUUCACCACCCAAAUCUUGUGAACCUAAUUGGGUAUUGUGCUGAUGGGAAUCAAAGACUUUUAGUGUACGAGUUUAUGCACAACGGCUCUUUGCAAGAUCAUCUUUUCGAUUUGUCUCCAAAUAAGAACCCUCUCGAUUGGUAUACGAGGAUGCAAAUAGCCAAAGGUGCGGCCCAAGGGCUAGAAUACCUUCAUGACACAGUUAAUCCUCCAAUUAUCUAUUGCGACUUCAAAACAUCAAAUGUGUUAUUGGACAAGUCUUUCAAUUCAAAGCUAUCAGGUUUUGGUCUCGCGAAACUAAGUCCAAACGAAGAACAAGAUCACGUGUUCACAAGGAUAAUGGGGACCUAUGGGUAUUGUGCGCCAGAGUACGCUAAUGUUGGGGGACGACUUACAACCAAAUCUGAUGUUUACAGCUUUGGGGUUGUCUUACUAGAGAUUAUUUCGGGAAGGAGAGUUAUUGAUAAUACUAGACAAAAUGAGGAACAGAACCUUGUUUCUUGGGCAAAACCACUUUUGAAUGACAGAGAGAAAUUCAAAAUGUUGGCAGACCCUAUGCUUGUAGGGAAUUACCCAACAAAAGGCAUGUACCAAGCUCUUGCAAUUGCAUCGAUGUGUCUUCAAGAUGAAGCUAAUACACGACCUUUGAUUGCGGACGUUGUCAGUGCGCUUGAGUACUUAGCAACGCCUGACGAGGAAUGGAAUAGAACGACAGAAGUAGAUGAAGCAGAUUGCAUACUCAUUCAGAAAGGCAAAAACACUUACACAACUAUGUAAUACGAAAAGGGAUUGUUGGUAACUUUUGUGUGAAAGAUUAACUAACAAACUAACUGAUGAACUUCAAGACAGUCCUAACACAAAAUCCUAUGAUGUGAAAAUUCAAGUAGAAAGCACAUGGAGUGACUAUAAUGAUAAUAUAUGAGUGUGAAUUUACAUUUUUCUUGCCUAGAGGUACUUCUUCAGUUUGUUAUACUAAAUAUAAGAAUAUAUACAACUGGUCAUUGCAUUGCAAAAGCC